This is a messenger RNA of Rana temporaria (common frog), 3817 nucleotides long. It is a transcript of the gene MLH3, whose product is annotated as mutL homolog 3. Lineage: Eukaryota; Metazoa; Chordata; Amphibia; Anura; Ranidae. The transcript is spliced from 13 exons. Gene Ontology annotation, molecular function: ATP binding; ATP hydrolysis activity; mismatched DNA binding. The coding region runs from base 193 to 3816 and encodes 1207 amino acids. Gene Ontology annotation, cellular component: mismatch repair complex. Gene Ontology annotation, biological process: mismatch repair. The record is from RefSeq and is a predicted model, not a curated record.
UAGGAAGGAGGGAAUAGUCCCGCCCCCUGUAACCAGGAAGAAGGAAAGCGUCCCGCCCCCUGUAACCAGGAAACCCGUUUGAUUGAUGGAUAAAGAAAGGUCAUUGAACUAACUGAGUCAAGUAUCUAUAGCAGUAUGGGUCUGUGAAGAUGGAGGUCCAUUUCCACGUUCCUAUGUACUGUCUCGCUUAGGAUGAUCCGCGUCUUGCCAGAGGAUGUCAGAUGUCGUUUGCGGUCAGGAAUUGCUAUAACAUCGGUCAGUCAGUGUGUGGAAGAACUUCUGCUGAACGGUGCUGAUGCCCAGGCCACGUGUAUUGCAGUACGGGUUGACCUUGAGAUCUUUAGGGUGCAGGUGGUGGAUAACGGCUGCGGUUUGGGCCCAGAGGACAUGGAAAGAGUGGGGAUGAGAUACUUCACCAGUAAGUGCCAUUCCCUGAAGGACUUGGAAGAUUUAAGAUUUUAUGGGUUUCGCGGGGAGGCGAUCGCCAGCAUGGCCGAGGUGUGCAGCGUCGUAGAGAUCUCCUCCAAGCAGAAACCUACCGGCCGAACGUUCACCAAACUUUUCCAGAACAGGAAGCCACUCCCGGUGCAGCGGCCUGAGGUGACCCGCCCCAGCGCUGGUACCACCGUGACGCUGUAUAACCUCUUCUAUAAUCUACCCGUGCGGAGGGGGUGCGUGGAUCCCGUCUUGGAGCUGGAGAGGAUUCGCCAGAAGGUGGAAGCGGCUUCUCUCAUGAAACCAACCAUCUCCUUUUCUUUGAAGAAUGAUGCUCUUCAUUCUAUGGUUCUGCAGCUGCCAAAAACCCGGGACGUGUGUUCACGCUUCUGCCAGAUCUAUGGGCCGAUGAAAUCCCAGCACCUUCGAGAGAUCCACCAUACACAGGACAGGUUGAAGGUUGUUGGCGUUAUCAGUUCCGAAGGACACUACAACAAAACAAUGCAGUUCCUGUAUGUCAAUAGUCGACUGGUGUUGAAAACACACUUACACAAACUCAUUGACUCUCUUUUGAGGAAAGAAAGUGUGAUAUGCCGGCCAAAAGCCAGCCAAGCCGUGCGCACAAGCUCCAGCCCUGGCUCCCACCGGACGGGUGCUGAGUUGCAUGGCAUUUUUGUGCUCAAUAUCCAGUGCCCCUAUGAUGAGUAUGACAUCUGCUUUGAGCCUAAUAAAACAUUGAUUGAAUUCCAAGACUGGGGCUCUGUGCUUCUGUGUGUAGAGCAGGGGGUAAAGGACUUCUUGAAGAAAGAGAACCUGUAUUUAGAACCUUCUAAAGAAGAGGUCACUGAAUUUAAUCAGAAACAUCAGGUCGGUUUAUCAGGCCAUGAGUCGUCACCUGAAGACAAUUCGGAGCCAUCAAAUUCCAGAGGCAUCAGCGAGUCCAUAUUGGUCUACCCUGACCUGAGCAGCCUGCGAUCAAAGUCAGUGUGUCGGAAAAAUGUGAUUUUAGCGAAUAUGGUGGACAGUUCCGCAAUCGAGGAUACAACUGACACCAAGGCUGCCAGCGGAGAAGGAAUUUCACUGUCCUCAUCUACCUCACAGAUGGACAGGGAGAAAGUGGACUGUCCGAAUUUUAGUUCUGAUUUCGCACCCUGCAGGUCAGGAAAGCUGAAUCUCGAGUCUGAUGGAGAAGAAGACGUUCAGCAAUUAUCUGGGCAGCAAAUCAGACUCUGUCAUCAUGGUGUCACAGCUGGCUGCUCCAGAUUGGAAUCCUGUAGGAAUGACCAGGAGUUUGUCACUUCCAGACACUCGCUGGAACAUCAUCCAGGACAAAGCAUGCUUUCAAAUAUAAGUCUAAAUGCUGAAUUGAAGGGAGCAGACCAGAGCAGCUCCAAGCCUCCAUCCAGGGGUAUGCACACUUCUGAUGGAGAACCAGGCUGUUUAUCUUCUGUCGCCUACACGCCUCAUUUUCUGGAUUCAGCGCACAGAAACAGCGCAGAUCAUCCUACAGGUAUAACAAUUUCUAAAACAACCACCGUACCUCCAGAGCUCGCAAUGAAAAAAAACCCAUUGAAGUUGCAUCUGCCAGUGAGCCUAGGAUCUCUGGAUAAAUUCAAAAGAGCAUAUGGAAAGAAGGGGGCUGCAGCCCCUGUUGGCCUAGUCUGUGAUAGAGCAGAGUCAGCCAGGGUAGAGGCCUCAUGUCCUUCAAUUGAACGCAUAAAGCCAGCUGUGCAACAGACCGCGUUCCACGCAGAGAGUGAGAAGAGGGCUGAGAUUGCCAGUCCCUUGACUCUAUCCAGCUAUGCAAGUUUAAGGGAAAAGGAGCCAGGAACCAUCAAACUUCACAGCUCCAUAUCGACUAAGCUGUGUCGACUAAAAAAGGACAAGGACCUGGCCUGUUGCCCUCUGGAGAUACGAUCUGGAGAGUUACAGCCAAAGAAUGACACUGACCACUUAAUGGUUGAAGUUCCCCAAACCUCAGCACCCUCCAGCGACAUUCAGCUAUGUGCAAAUGUGAGUAUGGACACAGGAGGCUUGGGUUGUGAGCCAGAAAAAGAUGAACUGGAGCCACGGAUGUCACAGACAGGAAUCCACCAAGAAAAGAAAGAAGCGGAGAAUUCCUCCACGGAGUGGCUGCAACAUUAUGAGCAAAGUCUGGGGAGGAAUGUCUUCAUCAACCCCUGCACUGGACUCAGCACUUACAGCGCCCCGCAGGCGGACCAAACCGUGGCCUGUACCAAAGACUUAUCCACUUUGUCUGUCCAGGUGGUCUGUGAUAAUGGAUUCCAGUACCAAUGUCAUCCGUUUAGGACUGAGCUGCUAGAGCCAUUCUUACCCAGAGCCAGUUCAGAGAGAGGCCCACCCAGCCAGAGAGGUGACGGCUCACUAGAGAUGAUGUACUCAAAGUGGCAGAAUCCAGUGUUUGCCCGACAUCUUGAAGUGGCAGUGGACAUCGGUAAGGACCGUUCAGACUCUUUGGCUGUGAAGAUACACAAUAUAUUGUACCCAUAUCGAUUUACCAAGGAGAUGAUUCACAGCAUGGAGGUUCUGCAACAAGUGGACAAUAAGUUUAUUGCAUGCUUGGUUGACACAAAGACUGAAAGGGCAGGAAAAUCAGGUGGGAACCUCUUGGUGUUGGUGGAUCAGCAUGCAGCUCACGAGCGGGUGCGUUUGGAGCAGCUGAUUGCAGACUCCUACGAGCCAUCAUCAGAAGACGGUGGAAGGAAACUAAAGGUUUCCAUUGUGAAUCCCCCGCUAGAGCUGGACAUAACAGAAGAACAGAGCCGCCUCCUCAGGAUACGCGCAGGUGCCCUGCAGCGGGUUGGACUGUCCCUCUCAUUUCCUGCCAGCUGCUCAUCCCGGGUACUGGUCAGCGAGAUCCCCCAGUGUUUUGUGGAGAAGAAGGUCAGUGAAACACAACGGAGGAGAGUGAUGAUGGCCAGGAAGAUGGUGGAGGAGUUUCUGCAGGAAGAGGUGCAGCAAUCUCCAGGAGCUCCACUUGGACCUCUUCCAGGGACAGUUUUAAAGGUGCUGGCAUCUCAAGCCUGUCACGGCGCCGUGAAGUUUAAUGAUCCUCUGAGUAUGGAUGAGUGUCAACACUUGGUGCGCUGUCUGGCACAGUGUUCCCUGCCCUUCCAGUGUGCACAUGGAAGACCGGCCAUCCUGCCUCUCGCAGAUCUGCUUCACCUGCAGUCGGAGGACCAGGUUUCUCCAAAGCCCAACCUGAGCCGUCUGCGACGCCACUACAAGGCCUGGCGGCUCUUUGGCGCAGGGUCGUCUUGUUCCAUGGAGCAGCCAAUCAGAGCAGAGACUCAUCCAGAUACACAACACUCGAAGGCUGAAGUGGAGUGUAAAACACACAAUACAAUAUUUAUUUCUUGAA